UGCGGCCUCACCGGCACACGGCACCGCAGCUCUCAAGCGAGAUCGAGGCAGUGCGCACGCCGUGCAGGCCUCUCCUCCACUCAACCGCGCGUCAUGGCCAUGUUGCGCGAGCAUCUCGACCUCAUCCGCGCUCACCUCCUCGACGACAACCACGACGCCGUUAGCUCCGAUGACUCGGCGCCAUCGCCAUCCCCAUCGCCGCCGGGGCGUAGGCCGCUGCCAGCGCUUUCCGUCUCGCUGCCCCCGAGGCCGGCAGUCGUCCUGCAGCAGCAGCACCUGAGGGCGGCGGCGGCGCCGUUGCAGAUUCCUCAGCAGGAGCAGCACUGCUGCCCGGAACCCGAGGAGGACGAUUUCCGGCGGUACCGCGGCGUGCGGCAGCGGCCGUGGGGCAAGUACGCGGCCGAGAUUCGGGACCCGGCGCGGAAGGGCGCGCGGGUGUGGCUGGGCACCUACGACACCGCCGUGGAGGCCGCUCGUGCCUACGACCGCGCCGCGUUCCGCCUGCGCGGGUCCAAGGCCAUCCUCAACUUCCCCAACGAGGUCGCGUUAAGCACCGCUGCAUGGUGGGCGACGCCUGCUCCUCCUCCUCAGCCCAGCGCGACCGUGGCCGGUAACAAGAGGGCGAGGUCGCCGCAGGAGCAGGACGCUAGGUGCAUGGUUAGGGAGGUGAAGAAGGAGCGGAUUCAGGAGCCCGCAAGCGGAGGGGCGGACUACUUCUGGGAGGAUGAGUCGCUGAAGGGGGCGAUCUGCAGCCUGCCGCCGCUCUCACCGUUGUCGCCGCACCCGCACCUGGCCGUGCCGCAGCUCUACGUCAGCUGACUGCCUGACUUGAUGUCGUAGCAAGACAGGGACGGUGGUCUUACUCUUACCUGAUGAUAGUCUUCUGAGUUCUUUGAUAUGCUAGAGGAGUAUAGCUCCAAAUAUUCUUUCGUUCUUUAUUUAUUCGUUCAGUCGCAAGCAAGCAAACGUGUCCUGGCGUAGCAUGACUGCAUGAGAAUACUAUAAUGGACAAUUUUUAAAUAUAAUAUAUAAUAAAUAAAAGAUAAUUUAUAUAGUAACAUGAUUGAAAUA
Zea mays is the source of this 1071-nucleotide messenger RNA. Its product is annotated as ethylene-responsive transcription factor 5. The transcript has a single exon. The record is from RefSeq and is a predicted model, not a curated record. Gene Ontology annotation, biological process: ethylene-activated signaling pathway; regulation of DNA-templated transcription. The coding region runs from base 94 to 819 and encodes 241 amino acids. Lineage: Eukaryota; Viridiplantae; Streptophyta; Magnoliopsida; Poales; Poaceae. Gene Ontology annotation, molecular function: DNA binding; DNA-binding transcription factor activity.